UUCUUACUUGUUUAUAUUAAAUAUUGUAAUAGUAACAUGAAAAACAUGAAUACUUGAAUUUUAGAAAAUGUUUUUGUGUUUUGAAUCCAAACUUACUUAUUGAUCUAUAUGUAAACUAUUUUAACAAUACUAUAUAUAACUAAAAGUCCUUUCACGAUUAUUCAUCAUUAUAAAAACUGAAAAGUAAUCAUAGCCAACACAAGACUUUCAGAAUAAAGGAAACAUUUGGAAGACUGCCAAGUCUUCAAAACAAGCCAGGGGAUCAUUGUGCCACUGUCAACGCGACAUGUUUGUUCUAACUACACACUUGUUUGUUCUGACUACACGCUUGUAUGUUCAAUAUACACAAAUAUUCCAUGUGGAAAGCACCUCCCCCUAAAACAAUGCAUUUCCAUGUUAAUAUAUGACUUAGUAAUGUCAAUAUUAGGUGGCUUCGUUGGUAAUUGGGUCGAUGGAAGUGUGUGUUUGCGUGUGUGUGUGUGUGUGUGUGUGUGUGUGUGUGUGUGUGUGUGUGUGUGUGUGUGUGUGUGUGUGUGAAGUUUGAGUGAUAGGAAUAAACCGUCGACACUGCAACAUACAAUAUAUUAUUGCAUAUACCACUUUUACAAAUGUAUGAUUUACCUUACUUUAUAUUUUCAGGACCAGACUGUCCCAAUCCUCCUGUCUUUGCUGAUAGUUAUCAACAGUUCAACCCAUCGUCGGUUUCCACAGCGUAUGGAGAAACCUUGAAGUAUGGAUGUAAUUCAGGGUUUGUAGCUGAGAAUGGUGUCACAACCAUCAGAUGUGGUGUAGACGCCACAUGGACAAGCAUAGUUUGUAAACAUUUCUGCCAAGUUGAGGGCUACAGGUUCAUUAAAAGAUCGGGAAUGUGUGUGAAAAUUGCAUUUGAUAAGAAGACGUGGUUCCAGGCCAAAGAAGCGUGUGAAUCUGAUGGCGGGAGACUUGCGAAGAUUGACACAGAAGACAAAGCAUUGGCUCUCUCAGACAUACUAGUGGCAGAGCAUCCAGGGAAUCCUUUUUACGUAGGCGCAAGCGACCUCAGGAAGGCUAAUUCGUGGGAAUGGACUGAUGGGACAGCUGUUGAAUAUCAAAGGUGGAAACCAAACGAACCGAGCAAUUAUGCGACGGAAGACUGCUUGAAAGUUAAUCAUGGCUCUCCUGGCUGGAAUGAUGAAGUCUGUACAAGAAAGAGAGACUACAUUUGUGAAAAGUUUUUGUAACAUUUACAUCUGUACCCGAUCUCUUUGUUUGAGAAAUAUAUAUAUAUCAGAGA
Gigantopelta aegis is the source of this 1273-nucleotide messenger RNA. Its product is annotated as C-type Lectin CRL-like. The transcript has 3 exons. The coding region runs from base 609 to 1220 and encodes 203 amino acids. The record is from RefSeq and is a predicted model, not a curated record. Lineage: Eukaryota; Metazoa; Mollusca; Gastropoda; Neomphalida; Peltospiridae.